GUGUUUCUCCCUAAAUUGAAACGGUGUAAAGUGUUUAACAAGCGGUUUUAUUUAUCGCCAAUUCGCCCAAUAUAUCCAAAGCUACGUUUUAUUUGCACACUUGAAUCGCCAUAUCAACAUGACGAACAGAUUUGCAAUUGGAUUGGGUCUCAGUAAAAUUGAAAUGAGUCACACUUUACUUGAUUGAUGCAUUAGGUUCCAUUAUGUGGCAUUAGUCAGAACCACAAGUUAAAUGAUGGAAGACUGUGUCUCUACAAACUAUUGCUAGUUAUAGUGAAAAUGGAACGAUAUCUUUACUGUUGUGUAUUUGAUAGCCCGUGCAAACAAAAAGCCAUGUGAUAAAAACCCACCAGUAGCAGCACUGCAGACUUUCUCCGACGUAGUACUGCAACGGAGCUACAGACUUGGCUCAGUCGGUUAAGAGAGAUACAAACGAUACUAGUUAUGUUUGUCAAUGCGAACGUGGAAAACCGAAUGACUCACGUGGACGGAUACUAUUUGCAAAGUGUCUACAACGUGCUGUCGCUGCUGGUGCUAGAGUGACCCGUGAUAGCAUUAAUCAUUGGAGUAAAAAGAAAUUGUCGGAAAAGGAAUUGAGUUUUUGUUGUAUUUCUGACCGACCAUGAAGAGUGUUUAAUAUUUUUCUACAUGGCAUAAUCAAUUAUUGGAUUCUGUCAUGAAGAUUUCAUCGUGUGUUCCGUUAUCGUUGGUUUCCGGUUAGCCAUCGGACGCAAUCACAACGAUGAUAUUCCAUGACACUAAAAUAUACUCCAGCAAAAAACGUUCGUUAAUUAAUGUCGAAGCGGCCGUUAAUCUGGUUUCAUAAUCUUACAGGAGAAAAAAAUUGAUCAUGAAUUAUGGCCUCUGCGGCCAAAUCGGUAGACGGGAUUUUUUCUUUAACAAUCUAAAUCCUUGAUUCACUUUAACCCGAUGUGUUUCAAUCGAGGAUGAGGUCACGGCAGCAUGAUUAAAAUGCUGUAAAUACUCUAACUACAGAAAAAUGUUUUUCUUAGAAAGUGACAAAAAACGACAACGUUUAAAGCGUUUGAUAAGCACCGAAGCACCGAAUGCUAAUGCCAACAAAGGUACAACACGAUUGACGUGAAAUGUCGAGGAUUUGUAAUUGUUGGGGAUUUGGUUACUUUCCUUGCACUAAGUCAACCGGCCAGUUCCUUCUCCAUUACUGGCCAUCGACGCACUCGAACGUUAAUGAAGGUAUCAUAAGCUACGGCACGGGAGUCAGUUUUUUGGUACGAUGGGAAAGAUGGUGGAAGUUCGAUGAGGCGUAACGAAAUGGACUCCCCGCUAUAUGAAAGCAAAAGCCCCUUUUAGCAGUUCCGCAUCGGCAAACCGACCAGGCCGGCCGACAGAAUUAUAGGAAGGUAAUUCGAAUAAAAAGACGGACCCGACCGAGGUGACGGGAUGGGAUCCUUUUUGAGGCUUCUCUUAUUAGCUGCCACAAAUGGAAUCCCCGAGGUCAAGAAACGUCUUACAACUUCAUAGGCGAAAAACCGCCUACGGUAUGGUGGACACAAUUUCUAAACAUUACACUAUUCGUGUAUGUGUGUGAAAACUUCGGUUUUCAGGUCCCCAGGUGAGGGAGGCCAGACCUCCUCCUUCCUUCUUAAUACUCAGGGAACCAAUGUCGAAUUUCAGCCCGGGUCGCUACGUAUUUACCACCACGACAAGGUUUUUGCGUUGUGUGCGAGUGAACGAGCAAAGGGUUUUGCUGUAGUUUGUGGUAAAGAAACCUGCUUCAAUUGACUUUAGAUAUAAUUACAACGGCAAUAUUGAAUUACGGGCACAUUUUUGUUUAUAAUGCGCCGUUGGUGUGCACUGAAGUGUGUAUGGCGACUGUGGAAUUGCAACUAGCUCCCGGCGAAAAGCCCUUCGGAUGGGUGUUUUUGGACGAAUCUGGAAUCUGGUUCAAACCUCAACCCAUGAGAAACGGGUUGAUUAAUAAAAGUGUCAUUGAGAUAUUUUGGCGAAGUUUGUAGCCUGUCCUUUCACAGCCCAGAGACCCAGCGACCCAGCGAAUGUAGCGUAGAUGCUAUUCGCCAAUCAUCGCCAAUAUGUUGAGAUGGUGAACUCUGGAAGAUUCUUUUUGCUUUGUUGUAGAAUCUAUCAAUUUCUGAAGCAUGUCGGUGACAGCGUUUGGCUUCAUUUUCGUCCGUGUCCUGUAUCACUUAUUGGCGGAACGUUUCGUCAACGUAUUGGAAUGUUCGGGCUGAUCAAAAUGGUCGUAUUUGUUUUUUCGUCUUUGUGUCACCAAGUCGAAAAGUCCUUUUUUGCAGUCACAUUGUUCAGGAUUGGGAUCGGUAGUUACAUUCCAAAGAUCGAGGCCAUUGAUAAGACUUGCGCAAUCGCUACAGGGCAACGCAAAGGCACCAACAUAUUUGCUUGAUAAUAAUGAAUACCGAUGGAGGACGAGUGGCUGAUGAUGCCAGUGACAUGUCGUAAUGUUCCAGAAUGGAUGAGAAUCACUGGCUAAGAUCCCAAUCGGUGCUUGCGAUUCGCGUACCGUACCGAAGCAUCGAGCAGAUCGCAGGGAUGCGGUCGAGUUAGUCUUGUCGUGCGAUUGAGCGGAAGCUGAAGCGCUAAGAAGAGUGCAAUAAGAGUCCCGGCACAGGGAAAACACCCGAGAAAAGCCCCCCACAUUGUGUAGUGCCGUGUAGUACGGUGUGUGUGUACAGUCGUUCUCAAAGUUGGCGCGACGUGAAAUCGGACACCAGCCAAUCCACCCGCCCGAGAAGAAUAGUGAAAUUCGAGGGUGCAAUCGAGAAAGGACGUGUACCGGAACGGAACCGAAGGAAAACAACCGUUCUGAAACCUGUUCUGAAAGCAGCCGGCACGGAACGGAACGGAGGUAACUAACUAGCCCUACCCCCAACCACGGUCACAGCUGCAUCGUUGUGUGGAUCUUUCGCUUUCAUUAGCGCUGCGAAGUGUUUUGUUUUGGUGCUGCACACUCUACGGACGGCAGGUGUCGUGGGCGCAAUUCGUUCGCUCGGCUUGCUAAUCGAAUUAGACCCGACGGUCGCAACGCGUCGCAAACAAACAACUCGCGGGCAUCGAACACGGUUGUUGCUGGUCUUGGUCUGGCUGCUGGACAUUCUCCCGAAAAGGCACGCCAUUCAUUUAGCCGAAUCCUAAGCGAACGGCGGACCGCAACCGCCCAUCAAGUACGGGGUAAGACUCCGCGAUAAGAUGGCGCAAUCACCAGCAUCGCGGCGACUAACGCGCGACGAAUCCGAGGACAGUCCGGUCGAGUUCGUGGUGGUAGAAUCGGAUGUGUCGAUGUCCGAUGCGGGUCUCAGCACACCAGAGAAGAAACCGAAGAAGAAGCGCAGUGGCCUAUCGUUCAAGAAACUGCGCAGCAACGCGCAAAAGCUUAUCCCGAAGCGAGGUCGAAAGGAUGCAUCGGCGAAAUCGUCCGAGACAAGCUCGCUCGGUGGUGAUUCGGGUGUGGUGAGCGGCGGUACGGAUGAGCUGCUUCCGGCAACUCCUUCCCCACCCCCACCUGAUUCACCGACGGCGACGGAGACAUCUUUCGAUACCGUACUCAAGUCGACCGAAAGCCUACCGGCAAUCAAGGAAGAUCCGGUACGUGAAGCAGCGCUUCUUGGGGCCCGUUCGGACGAGGAUAUGCUGCUGGAAGGAAAGGAUAAACAGCGGCAGAAAAAAGCGCGCAAACCAAGUCGUGCGGCUAGUUUCAUGAAGAAGCUGGCUGGACGUGCUAAAUCGUCGAAGGUGGCACCAAACCCGGAGGGAUCGCCAACAGUCGGUGGAGCUUCCGAGGGUGAUGAGAUAUCGUCCGGGACGCUCGAGACUCCGCUGAGCAUCAAGCGCCAAACCCCGGAAGGUGCCAUGUUUAUCUCGGGCACUGAGCUGUACCAAGAUGGCGACAGAGACGAUGGUACCUCGGUGGAUCCUCCAUCGCCAGUUCUCGUGCGUCAGCUCGAUGCGGAACCGACGGCACUAAGGGCCAAGCGGACUGAAAUGAAAAUCACGCUUACACGCAGCUUGGCGAAACCCACGACGAUUGAAACCUCUCUGGAUGACGAAGACACCGAUGCGAACGGGAUCCGGAGCAACGAUGGCGACAAGAGCAAUGGUCUGAAUGUUGCUCGGAACGCUUUCGCUGAGAACAGGGAGCUCGCAAUCGACUCUAAACCAAUUAGCUCAGACAGCGUUAAUGUGCCGUCACCGAGGGUAUCAAUCGGGUUUGAACAAUCGCCGCAGUUGAUCGCAGCCAUUCGUACGCAACAGUCAUCAUCAUCCACGUCAUCCGUUGAUGCGCGCCUGUCCAGUCUGUUGAGCGGCGACUACAUUGCGGAGAUCAAUAAGUUUUCCAUCGAGAACAUUACCAACGCCGGCGCAGGUUUAGUAGCAGGAGGAGGAGGAGGAGGUGGUGGUGGAGGAGUAGCAGGAGAAGGAGCAGCAGAUUUGCCACCCUUGCCGCAACCGCGUGCAUCGUUGUCGAUUCGGGAGCGAUUCUUCCAGCAGCCGGUAGUGACGGGCGAGAGCGGACCAGCGACAAACUUAAAUUCGCAGGACAUUGCACCACCGUCGUCGAUUGUCGUCGACGAGGAAAUAGACGGUUUUAUGAGGAAAGCGAGGGGAGCGAGUUCGGCCACCGGAUCCGGAGGAACAGCGCGAUCGAAGGGAGGGAGCAAGAGUCCAGCGACAGUUGACAAACCGACAGCGGGUGUCGCUGGCGGGCAGCAGCAAGACUUGUCGUCGUCGUCGUCCUCAUCGUCGACGUCGGCAAGUAAGGCAGCUUCUACGGUACGUACACAGGAAGCGGCUAAACCAUAUCAACUGGGCAAUAGCCUAAAGAAUCCCAACAAUUCUGGAUUUAAAUCGAUCGAACAGCAACGCGAACUACAGCAGCAGCCGGCCGACCAGCAGCAACAGGGUCCAGUGCCAGCGAACGUCGACGUGGACGGCAAGGGGGACAUCGCAGAGAAGCAAGACGAGGAACAGGGCGACUCCAUCCCAACUGAACCGGCGAUUGUGUUCGAUAUCGGAACUCAGGCAACCAUGGCGACUGGACAGGCCGAGAAGCGUGAGCAUCUCUACAAAAUUCUCGUCAUUGGCGAGCUCGGUACUGGCAAGACGUCCUUCAUCAAGCGAUAUGUGCAUCAGUUCUUCAGCCAAAACUAUCGCGCCACUAUCGGAGUGGAUUUUGCGCUCAAAGUGCUCAACUGGGACCAGAACACGAUCAUCCGCCUCCAGCUGUGGGAUAUUGCUGGGCAGGAACGGUUCGGUAACAUGACCCGCGUAUACUACAAGGAAGCAGUUGGUGCAUUUAUCGUUUUCGACGUAACACGCAGUGCCACAUUUGACGCGGUGAUCAAGUGGAAAAACGAUCUGGAUUCAAAAGUGCAACUUCCCGAUGGCAAACCUAUUCCGUGCAUACUCUUAGCCAACAAGAGUGAUCAGCAAAAGCAGGGAAUUGUGACGACACCCGCCAAACUGGACGAGUACGUCAAGGAGCACGGAUUUGCCGGCUGGUUCGAAACGUCAGCAAAAGAGAACGUUAAUAUUGAAGAAGCGGCCAAAUCAUUAGUUAAUAAGAUUUUAAUGAAUGACAAACUGUUAAACACGGGUGAGGUUAUGGAUUCCGAACGGUUCGGCCUAGUUGGAGCAAAGACGGAUACGAGCCAGAAGAAAUCCUGUUCCUGCUGACCAAACUCUCGACCUCAAUCAGCCUUGCGUCGCAACACACACACUGGCCCGAGGACCUUAUUGGGUUACAGAUGUGUGUUGUGGCGCGUUGUUUAUGUGUGUGCAUGUGUGACCGUUCUGCAGUUACGCCAUCGCUUAUUAUUUGCUUACGUUUGUUUGUUUAACUUUUAGUUGUUUUUUUUAUCAUGUUUGACUUUCCUUGUCUUUCCCCAUUAUUUCCCCCAUUCCCAAUGUCUUUAAUAACACGUUGAUUAUCACUAACUAUUAUACUACUCUAAAACUGUACGCUACUCCACAACUAUGAUCAUAAUCGCGUUUUUACUAAAACACUAGACCAAUAACUAAGCCAAAACCACACGCGACCAUUCAUCAACUGUUGUUGCACACGAUUCGUGAAGUUUUUCGGCUGCUACGAACGCAGCCAAAAACGGAUCGAACAAGCCGAGCCACUUACAUGGUACCCGCUAAAGGGUGAACCGAAUUAACCGAAACCAUCCACAAGUAAAGAGUUUUGCGGAAGUAGAGCUGAUGGUAUUAAAUCCUCCCAUCCACCGUAUUGGGUGGGCGAUCGAUUGUUAUUGUUGAUGAUGAAGAAGAUCUUGUUGGCGUUUUAAGAUGAAGGUGACACAGGCCAUUUUAAUCGGUGGCAAAUCAAAUUGCACGUUGAUCGUAAUGGAAGAAACAAAUUGUAGGGACACGUGUUCAAAUUAACAAAAAAAAAAUCAUGAAAGUGCAAAAGAAUAUUUACUGCUUUCUAUAACGCUUUAAAAAAACACAUAAAACAUGUUUCGGGCUAAAGAAUUUAGGAUCGAAAAGAUAUAUUGUGCAGAAGAAAUAUGGCAUCAAGGAUGGGGAUGUGUUCGCAACCGUUCUGUUUAUAGAAAUCAUCUCGUCCCCAUAUCGCAGACAAAUGGCUUUCAUCGCGCUCUAUAAACCCCAUCGACCAGCAGGCAACUGGAUAGAUGCAACGCGUGAGAGCUAGAACGCCCAAAUCGGCUUAACUUAUUCGGAUAGUUCGCGUUCGCGCCUAACAAUGUGUGAGUAUCGUCUGCGACCAAAUGCAGCUGAAAGGACACCGUACGAUAAAUCGAUAGGUUAGAGAACAGAAGAUAAAAUGUUUUGAAAGAGGAAGAA
This is a messenger RNA of Anopheles funestus (African malaria mosquito), 6825 nucleotides long. It is a transcript of the gene Rab32, whose product is annotated as ras-related protein Rab-32. Gene Ontology annotation, cellular component: trans-Golgi network; Golgi apparatus; vesicle. Lineage: Eukaryota; Metazoa; Arthropoda; Insecta; Diptera; Culicidae. Gene Ontology annotation, molecular function: GTPase activity; GTP binding. Gene Ontology annotation, biological process: vesicle-mediated transport. Bases 3208 to 5691 code for a protein of 827 amino acids. The transcript is spliced from 6 exons. The record is from RefSeq and is a predicted model, not a curated record.